Fonsecaea nubica is the source of this 3006-nucleotide messenger RNA. RefSeq lists its product as hypothetical. Lineage: Eukaryota; Fungi; Ascomycota; Eurotiomycetes; Chaetothyriales; Herpotrichiellaceae. Gene Ontology annotation, cellular component: cytosol. The transcript has 3 exons. The record is from RefSeq and is a predicted model, not a curated record. Bases 1 to 3006 code for a protein of 1001 amino acids. Gene Ontology annotation, molecular function: 5-oxoprolinase (ATP-hydrolyzing) activity. Gene Ontology annotation, biological process: glutathione metabolic process.
AUGGGUUCAAUCCGGGCAAAGCGGUCGCUGAGGAUUGGCGUCGACGUCGGAGGUACCAACACGGAUGCUGUGCUUCUCGACUUGGAUGCAGUCCACCAGCCCAAUCGUGGAGUGCUGGCCUGGCAUAAAACACCAACGACAAGUCCCAAUGUGACGGACGGUAUCGAGACGGCCGUGGGUAGCGUGCUCAAACAGGCCGAGGAUCGCGUUUCAGAAAUAACCUGCCUCAUUAUUGGAACUACCCAUUUCCUGAAUGCCGUCAUUGAACGCGAUGUACAUCGGCUGUCCAAAGUUGCUGUGAUUCGACUGUCCAGGAGUUUUACCAAAGACAUUCCUCCCUUUUCGGACUUUCCCCCAGUACUGGCUGACCUUCUUCACGGCUACCACGGUUAUGUCGAUGGAGGCCUCCACAUCGAUGGCGCACAGGAAGCUCCAAUCAACGAGGAGCAAGUCUUGAAAGAGUGCGAGGCCAUUGAAAGACUCGGGAUCAAGGCCGUGGUCAUCUCUGGGAUUUUCUCGCCUAUCGAUCAGCAUUUUCACCAGGAGAAGCGCGUACGCGACAUAAUACAAAAGCGACUACCCGACGUCGACGUCGUCUGUUCGUCCGAAGUCUCCAAUAUCGGAUUAUUGGAAAGAGAAAACGCGUCCAUUUUGAAUGCAUCCAUUCUGAAGUUUGCGAGACGCACGAUCCGUGGCUUUCGUGCUGCUAUGAGGCGGCUGAAGCUCGACUGCACGCUAUUCAUCUCGCAGAACGACGGCACAGUCCUCGAUUCCGUCUCAGCCGCAAAACUGCCCAUCAAGACAUUUUCCUCGGGCCCCACAAACUCCAUGCGAGGAGCCGCAUAUCUUGGCCUCGGACAACUGGGACUUCAGGGCGAAGAACGUACUUCGACAAUUGUAAUUGACGUUGGCGGUACGACCACUGAUUGCGGUGUUCUGUUACCGUCAGGAUUUCCUCGUGCAGCAUCAGCAUAUGUUAGUGUGGCGGGUGUGACAAUGAACUUUCCAAUGCCGCACUUGGAAUCAAUCGGCCUCGGAGGAGGAUCGAUCAUACGCGAGCGCGGCACGGACGUCUCGAUCGGGCCGGAUUCGGUAGGAUACCAACUGACCACUAAGUCGAGGGUAUUUGGUGGUGAUACUUGUACAACCACUGAUGUUGCCGUCGCCGGAGGGCUUGCUGUCGGGAAUCCAGAAUUGGUCAGCGACAUCAAGGCUGAAAUGAUACAGCGCGUUCGUGCGAGAACGAAAAAAAUGCUUGAGCGUGUCAUUGACCGCUUGAAACUCACUCCUGCACCAUUGCCCGUUCUCUUGGUCGGUGGUGGAUCUGUCAUCUGUCCAUUAGAGCUCGAAGGCGUGUCUCAAGUCGUGGUUCCGAAGUUUCACUCGGUGGCAAAUGCAGUUGGAGCUGCGAUAUCCAGGGUUUGUGGCUCUGUCGAUGCCAUCUACAGCAUUACAGACAUGUCCUUGUCUGAAGUCGUGGAGGAUGCAAAAGCGCAAGCGAUUACAAAAGCUGUGACGGGAGGAGCCGACUCAAAUACAGUGACCGUGGUGGAAAUCGACACCUUGCCGAUUCCAUACGUUUCAGGACAAAUCCGUGUCCUUGUCAAGGCAGUUGGAGAUCUGUCCCUUGAUUUUGUUGCGGACAGCAAGACUGUCUCUGACUUGGAGGAUGACGUAUAUGAACCUCAUGUCGAACAGGUCAAAGACCUCUCGUCGUCCUCGAAAGAAGAGAUCACCAGCGGCAAGUUCGAUUUCGACGCAUACCGGCCGCUGAUCAAACGAAACACCGACACCGGUGUCCCUGAGUGGAUUGUGUCAGAGACCGACCUUGAGUGGCUCAGUGUAGGGUGCUACAUUCUGGGUUGUGCAGGUGGUGGUUCACCCAAAUCCGAAUUCCUCAAACUCCGCGAUCAAAUCCGAGCUGGGUGUACGGUUCGUAUAAUUGACAGCUCCUCCUUGAAGGAAGACGCGCUCAUAUACUGGGGCGGUAUGAUGGGAUCGCCAGCCGUCUCCAUUGAGCGAUUGAACUCAUCGGAAUGCAUAGCAGCCGUGGCAGACCUGAUGGAGUACCUAGGUCACAAAUCAUUCGAUGCCAUCAUGGGCCUGGAGAUUGGAGGGGCAAACGGGUUAGAGCCUUUGCUCAUUGGCUCUUCUCAUGCGUUCGAUAGACCAGUAAUCGACGCAGAUUGGAUGGGUCGAGCAUAUCCAACAUACUGGCAAACCACAAUUGCCGUCCAUGAAACUGGGCAACUCACCCCGUGCGCAAUUGCUUCGGGUGACGGCAAAACGAUCAUCAUGACAAAGUCCCCUGACGAUGAAAUAGUCGACCGUGCCUUGCGAGCCUCUUGCUCGGAAAUGGGAUCUAGAGUGGGCAUGGCAGCCAAGCCGACGACGACUGAUCGUGUCAGAUCUUAUGGGGUCAUCAACACCCUUUCACUGGCCUGGCGAAUUGGGAGGACCGUUGCCCGUGCUCAACAAGAGAGCACUAUUCAUACCGUUGCAGAACAAAUCAUCGACGAAGUUGGCGGUCCGUCCACUGCGAAGAUCCUCUUCCGAGGGAAGAUAGUGGCCGUCGAACGAAGGGUGUUCAAAGGACAUUCUUAUGGAGAGAUCACAAUAGCUCAAACCGACGAAGACGAAGAGGAGCAGGGCCAUGAGAUGGCGGCAGUUGCUGAAGGAGGGGUGGUCAAGAUUCCGUUCAAGAACGAAAACAUUUAUGCAAAGCAUAUCGCCAAUGACGGAACCGAAACAUACCUGGCGACAGUUCCCGACCUGAUCUCAGUUCUCGACACGCAAUCUGGAUGCGCCCUUGGCGUUCCUGAAUUUCGAUAUGGGUUGCUAGUAACAGUGCUUGGAAUUACCUGCUCGCCGCGGUGGUCAGACACCAAGAAGGGGUUGGAGUAUGGUGGACCGCAGGCAUUCGGAUACAAUAUUGACUACCGUCCUUUGGGUGUGUUUGUUGAGCCCAAGAGUGUGGUUCUCGAGUACGCAGAUGCGACGAACUGA